GCUUUCUCCAGCUGGGAUGAAGGACUUGAGCAGAAACUCAUCGCCGACUUCUUCCCUGUGUGAGCGCCCACUGAGUCCCAGGUCUCCCAUCUUCCCCCGGUGCGCGGUGCCUGGUCUUGAACAGCCAUGACGAUGGAGGUGCUCCCCAAGGCCCUGGAGGUAGACGAGAAGUCUCCGGAGUCCAAGGACCUCCUGCCCAGCCAGACAGCCAGCUCCCUGUGCAUCAGCUCCAGAAGCGAGUCCGUCUGGACCACCACCCCCAGGAGCAACUGGGAAAUCUACCACAAGCCCAUCAUCAUCAUGUCAGUGGGCGCUGCCAUUCUGCUCUUUGGUGUGGCCAUCACCUGCGUGGCCUACAUCUUGAACGAGAAGCAAACGGUUGUGCCAGUCCUCAAGAUGAUAGGGCCUGCCUUCCUGUCCUUGGGACUCAUGAUGCUGGUGUGUGGGCUGGUGUGGGUGCCCAUCAUCAAAAAGAAGCAGAAACAAAGGCAGAAGUCCAGCUUCUUCCAAAGCCUCAAGUUCUUCCUUCUGAACCGCUGAAGGCAAUCUGACCAGAAGAUCUGCUGACCAGCCUGCUAACCUCCUCUGUGGGGUACCACCAAGCUGAUUCAGGCAAACCCUCCUGGGACAGAGAUCAGGGCUUCACCCUCACACAAUCUCGCAGUGUUGCUGGCUGCGUUUCACCUGGUUUCUCCAUCGCUGCUGAUGCUCCCUUGGAUAGUCUCAAUAUUCGCAUCCCUGGCACCUGCCUUUAGCCAUCAUUCAUCCCACUUUCUCUGCCAAGGGCAGUGCAUGCUGGGAAAUUCUUCGGGGGUUGACUAUGCUCCCAAGAAGAACUUCUUGUUGUAAUUGCGUGUCUGAGCUGGAUUCCACAUCUGCAUCCUUCUGGAACUAAAACUGAUCAAGGAUGGAAGGGUAACCUCAGACCCACUGGGUUUGACAGUCUUGACGCCCUCCUUGGGUGAGACAUUGGCUAGCAUUACAAGAGACAGGAUAAUUCUCAUGUACCAAACAUUCCAAAAUUUGAACAGUGAUGGGGGCUGUAGACGGGGGACACUGUCCAGGGCAGAUCAUUCCUCUGGGCAUAGCUCUAAUAGUCAGCUAGCCAAGGAAGUUCAUUCCCGAAUCCAUAGUAUUGACACCAGCGGCAAUAGCACAGGCUAAGCGGUGUCUGUUUCCCAUUGACCCUCCAAUGCCCUUCUCACGGACUGCCUUCAUCUUGGCAAUUAGCCAAGAACAUAUGCUCCUUGGUCUAACUCCUUUCCCCCACCCCAUCUCUGUCUCUAUGCAUUGCCAGAACAGAAGGAA
Alexandromys fortis (reed vole) is the source of this 1308-nucleotide messenger RNA. It is a transcript of the gene Pirt, whose product is annotated as phosphoinositide interacting regulator of transient receptor potential channels. The record is from RefSeq and is a predicted model, not a curated record. The transcript has 2 exons. Gene Ontology annotation, cellular component: plasma membrane. Bases 127 to 540 code for a protein of 137 amino acids. Gene Ontology annotation, biological process: positive regulation of cation channel activity; phosphatidylinositol-mediated signaling. Gene Ontology annotation, molecular function: phosphatidylinositol bisphosphate binding; transmembrane transporter binding. NCBI's taxonomy places the organism in Eukaryota, Metazoa, Chordata, Mammalia, Rodentia, Cricetidae.